Acipenser ruthenus (sterlet) is the source of this 5620-nucleotide messenger RNA. Its product is annotated as guanine nucleotide exchange protein smcr8a-like. NCBI's taxonomy places the organism in Eukaryota, Metazoa, Chordata, Actinopteri, Acipenseriformes, Acipenseridae. Gene Ontology annotation, molecular function: GTPase activator activity. The record is from RefSeq and is a predicted model, not a curated record. The transcript has 2 exons. The coding region runs from base 758 to 3544 and encodes 928 amino acids. Gene Ontology annotation, cellular component: guanyl-nucleotide exchange factor complex.
CUUCUAAAGCUUUUUUACCCCCACUGUGUAAUCAAAAAGCAAGGCAGACUCACUCGCUGAUUUGGACGUACAGUUUAUGGGUUUUCCUAAUUAAAUGAGCUUUAUAGGAACCGUAUUAGGCGGGGGAUUACUUGAUGAGUAGUGAUUUUCUUAAGAACAGGCCGGAUACAUUCUCGUCAUGUGGACGGGUCAUGUGGAUAAAAAAUGGCUGCCUAUUUUUAAUUCUUGUUUCUGAUAGUAACGUUAAUGAACUGUUUAUCAGGUCGUAUUUGGUAUUGGUCUUUUUUUUUUACGUGCUGAAAAUAACUGGAAUUACACCGCUUGUUCUUUUAAAGCCAGACGCUAGGAGGAACUUCAUAUCCAAAGCGUUUUUCGGCUCUCUGGCAUUGCUGUGUAAAUAAUGUUUUAGCUUUUUUCUUUUUUUUUUUUUUUUAAUUCUUCAUUGGCAGUGUUACUGGCAUUCAUGUCAAGGGGAAAAGCCAAUUUAACGUUUAAGUCACAUUGGAUGACUUCUUGUUGGAAAUAACAAGAUUUAUUUUCCAUUAUUAUUUGUGAAUUAUUGAUUACAAUCAGCAUCAUCAUCAUUAUUAUUUUGCCGGGUUCAUGUCGUUUGGUUAUACUGCUCUAUGUUAAUAUACAAAGAGUGCGAGAGAGAGCAGAAGAGAGACUGUAUCAUGGCUGGAUUGUUCUGUUAAACCUGUCUGAGUGGAUAUUUGAUGGUGCCUUUUCCCCCCAUGUCAAUCUCACAGCAGGAAAUAUGAUUAGUUCACCAGAUCUGGUAGCUUUCACGAAAGAUGAUGACUUUGGAGACACCUAUGUGGAGCCUAACUCGCUGCCAGAAGAGUUGUCGCUGCCUCUCUUCCCCCAUGCUGGAAAUGCUAACCCUUGGUCAAAGGCUUCCUUUGCCAAAUUCACCAAGGACUUCAUUCUCAUCUCCGAGUUUUCCGAACAAGUGGGGCCCCAGCCACUGCUGACCGUCCCGGAUGACCCCAAAGCCUGGGGCACCUUUGAUCUCAAUUACUUCUCUCUCAGGAUUAUGUCCGUGGAUUAUCAGGCCUCCUUUGUGAGGCACCCUCCGGGCUGCGGGUACCCCAAACUUAACUUCGUGGAGGACUCCAAAGUUGUGCUGGGCGACUCCAAAGAAGGGGCUUUUGCCUACGUCCACCACUUAACCCUUUACGACCUGGAGGCCAGGGGCUUUGUGAGGCCUUUCUGCAUGGCCUACAUCUCCUCUGACGAAGACAAGAUCAUGCAGCAGUUCCAGGAGCUCUCCUCCGAGUUCUCCAAGGCGUCCGAGUGCCUGAAGACUGGAAACCGGAAAGCCUUCGCCAACGAACUGGAAAAGAAGCUGAAGGACCUGGAGUACACCAGGACCGUGCUCCACGGGGAAGCCGAGCUGCAGAAGAAAGAGAACGGCUGCUACUCAACCCAAGCAAUAGAGAAAGCCAACGAGCUGGCUAACGUGGAGAAAUCAAUCUACGAGCACAAAGACCUUUUAAAGCAGGUCACGUCCUACCCUAACAGAAAGAUGAAGGACCCUGAGUUCCUCCCUUACGAACUCGAACCACCCUCUGACCCUCUUGGAGCGGACCAGGACCAGAACUCCGGUGGCUCUAAUCCCAAAGACCCAUCGGACGACCCCAGCAAUACCCGCAGGCCGUCUUACACCCCUCAGUUCAUAAAGGCAAAAUCAGCCAAAUGUUUCGACAAGCGCUUGAAAACGCUGGAAGAGCUCUCUGAUGUCUACUUCUUCAACCAGACCAUGGACCAGCUGGCUCAAAUCGAGAAGACCUUCAGGGGUGACCUCUGCUACAUCUCCACCAGCCAGAUAGACACAGUUCUGUUGAAGCAGCAAAAAAUCACCAACUUUCUGUUCGAGGUUUUCAGAGACUGUGAGGAGGAACCUGAAAAGCCCCAAUAUGGUGAAAUGCUAGCCCCUGACAGUGGUAACCCUCUCAAUCCUGCCCCCUUUAACGAGCCAGCUAGCCUGGAGUCAUACACGUCCUGCGUGGAGACCGUGCUUAUUAAAAUGGAGCAGGACAUCAGUGAGGAAGGGCAGCAGGAGACAGAUUCCAGCCUUUGUGACAUCACUCAGGACAAUUCCGAAGAGUGCCUGGAAGCGGAUAUGAAAGGCAGUGUAAGCAGCGGAGAGAGCAUCGAAGUGCUGGGGACGGAGAGAUCUUUCCCUGCUCAGGGAUCCUUCAUCCAAUCGGAGAGCCAGGCGAGUCUGCAGGUACAUUAUCCCGAGGUGGUCCGAAGGAAAGCAGUGAGCAAGAGGACAAACAGCGAGGACAGCAUCGAAGUGCUGAGCACCACAGACUCGAUCAUACCCGAGGAUCUGAGGGCUUCCUGCCCCAGUGCUAUUCACGAGGAGGGGCCCCACGGCGACGGCUCUGAAAAUCACAUGUACGAGUCUCCAGCUUUGAGCCAACAGCAGGUGGACUCCAGUGUGCAGGAUGCAGAGGGUUUUGAAAAGGAGGCCACAGAGCAGGGUGAUUCUGCCUGCUGCAUUGAACAGAAGGGCCCCCACUUCGAGGAUCCAGCCCCUGAGCUCAGCCAGGAGUGCAGCGACAACGGAGUGGUAAAGGUGGCCCUCAGGUCAAGCAGAGCGGGGGAGCAGGGCCCGGGUGUGGAUGAUGGAGGGUUUGUCUCCGCUGACGGGGCUCUGGAGGGGUUUCCUUCAUACGAGCUGAACCUCACUUACCUCUCUGACGAGGUGUCCAGGCUGGACCUGGAUGACGUUUCGGACAGCACCAGCUUCAUGAGCGCCUCCACCAGCUCCGAGCGGGCUGCUUCUCCAUUCCUCUCAGGCAAUCCCAUCACAGUGAAUCACAAGAGGAAAGCCGGGCAGGGUGCCCUGAGGUUUAUCAGGCAGUACCCGUUCGCCCAGCAAGCCAUAUUCUGCUUGCUCAGUGGGAGGACACUGGUAGUGAUGGGCACAGACGAAGGAAAGGUGAGAAAGCUGGUGAGCGCCCUGAUCAUUUUCGUGCCAAACCUGGGCAAGUAUGCGGAAACGAUAAAGCCCUGGCUGACCUCCCCCUUCCAAAUCACAGAUCUGCACAGCUGGAAGCUCAUCGGGCUGCACAGGGUGGCCUCUCCCACUGGCUCCAGCAUGCUGUUCUCUCUGAACCGCUACAGCCGGUACAUCAGCAUCCUGGACGCGGAUCACAAGACCCUGCGCUGCCCCCCCUACAAGGGCACGCUGAUCGGCAGGCUGGCGGACCACCGGACACAGAUCAAGCGCGGCAGCACCUACUUCAUGUAUGUGCAGAGCAUGCUGAGCCAGCUCUGCUCCAAGGCCUUCCUCUACACCUUCUGCCACCACCUGCACCUCCCCAUCCACCCGGGCGAGGGAGACGCCUCGGUGGCAAGCCGACGGAGAGGCUUCCUGCAGCACCAGCUGGGCGUCUCGGGCGAGGACGUCAAGAUCGUGCAGUUCCUGGGCGAGCUCAUCAAACUGUACUACCUUCAGGGGCAUGGCAAGGGGGCCACACCUCCUGUCUUCAGAUUUGACUACACCACCAGCUUUCUAUAUAAGAUCUAGGGAUGGCUGGCAUUCAUUUGAAGAAAUCGUUUGUGUUGGAAGAGCCUGUUUGAUUCGGCGGGCUUUAAGAUUAAUGAAUGUAAGUUAUGUGUGGUAUGGUAUUAUUUUUUUUAAUCAUCCCUUGAAUGUGUUUUUCCAGAAUAAGGCUGGUGCUGCUACUACUGCGGAUUGCAUGUGCUCCUGUAGUUUCGGGUACGUUUUUGGUUUUAGGACAACAGCAGUGAGUGCAGAUUAUUUUUUAAAAAAAAUCUUUAUUGUUGCAAAUCUCAAGUCUGCCAAGAUAGAGUAGUAGCAAUGAUACCCUGCCAUCUCUGUUAAUUUGUCACAAUGAGACAGAAACUGACAGGGUUUGAUAUUCAAAUGAAUUGCCUCAUUUAGUUUAGUAAUUUUUCAAUUGUUUCAAACUGCUUCAGUAAAUCAAGUAAGAAAAAUGGCAAUGAGAUUAUAUUCUAAAGCUGCUUUAACCGAACUGCGGAAUAAACAGCUACAAACCUUGCACGGUCGAGACUCAAGUGUUAAAAUAUAUUUUUUACCUAACCUGAAACUAACCCUAUUGAAACAGCACAUAAAGUCACAUGGAUGAAGUGUCAUCUGUCAGUGAGGCUUGACCUAAUACAUGCUCCUGCCCAGCUGCUGGGCGAGUUAAAGAAAGUCAAACCUUUUAUGAUUGACCAUAAAGAAUAGUUCUGUGUCCUCAGUAUAACAAUCGAGGACCCCACGCUGUUACGCAUGUGAAAUGUGAUCUAAUACUGGAAACAAUGAUGCUGCAAGAAUGCACAAGAUGUUGCAUGUUGUUUAUUAUUAUUAUUAUUAUUAUUAUUAUUUAUUUCUUAGCAGACGCCCUUUACCUUCUUAAAAUAAAAAAAAUAAAAUCCUAAUUUUGCAGUAUCAUUUUUUUAUGUACAGUAGCAACUGGAGUUUGUAAUGCAAGUUAAACACGGGCCGUAACUGCACAGGUCGCUAUUGUGGCCAACCACACUUUAGUGGAGGAAAGGGCAAACAUGGACUAUAGUGCUAGUCAGUGAAUCUGUGCCCCGCAGCCAAAUCUCUAUAUUGUAAUUUUGGUUUUGAUCAUAUCUAGACCAAUGGGGUGUUAAAACUGUGAGAGGUCACUAUUCUGUAUAUAAACCAACCAAGAGGAAUGUCAUGUACAGUAACGUUUUCUGCAACUGUUCAUAGACAUUUUUAAUUCUUUAAGGGCAGAUUAUGGAGUAGGGUUAAUUAAACCAUCAAAUUAUUAUAUGAUCUAUUUUUUCAGUGGUGGAAUUUAUUUAGUAUUGUACUUUCCAUAUUGAUUCUCCUUGCCAAACACAGUAACCAUUAAUCUCCCUCGGAGAUUAAACUACAAUUUACUGUUCUGGCUUCAGUGUUGUCUUUUUUAUGCUGAUGCCCAUGUAGUCAGAGUGUCUGAAGCAUUGUGUUCAUGCAGUGAAUUGGCACCUGUGCUUAAUUCAAUCAUGUUAAAGCGAUGAGUCUUGCAGACAAUGGGGAAGCGGCACAGAAGUUAAUGAAUUAAACAUCGGCUGAGGAUAAGAAGUCCUUCCUACAAGUCACUGCUGCUAAAUGUAUCCCAAACCGAUGAAACAAAUAAUGUCACAGCACAAUUAGUAUUUUCAAAGUGAAGUAAAAAAAAAACAAAAGGUUGCAUGCUGCGUUUGGCAAAGUCUGUUUGUAUAAUACAGUGUGAAGCACAAAGGAACAUUUACAAAGCUUUCCCCCCCCACACACUGCUACGCUUGCAACACUUACAGGUGAUAAGGGGCGAACGCUUGGGAAUUUACAACAAACUCUGCAUUUAUUGAAUCAUGCAUAAAAACGCUGUAAAAAAAGAUAAUUUACAACAAAGUGGUGCAAACUUCUCACCUCAUAUACUGUACGGGGUUUACAUGUGAGUGUGCUGUAGAAGCCAGGGUCGUAUUUUGUGGAACUGGCCCGGUACAUUAUUUUAAACAAAGAUUGUAAGGUUGUUUUUUUUGCCAAAAAAAUGCUGUAUGCAAUUUUAAUGUUAAUGUACUGUACUGUAUAUUUGUUUUCUUUUUAACUGGAGGGCCUUUAUACAGCAUGCACUAUUACUUA